AUUAUAUUGCCCGAGCGGCAAGUGCAGUGGUAUUGUCGACUUUAGAUUUCAAAUACUUUAAAGUAUUAUUAUUUCUUAUAGUGCGAUGUUUAUUUUGAGAUAUCAGAGUCAAAUCUUUAUUACAAUAUGUGUAUACAUCGGUCAAAUGUUGGCAGGAUAUCUGCUUAGUUGGACAGCUCCAGUGGUCCCAAAACUUGAGGACCCCAGCCAAUCGCCUCUCUCCCGAUCACUCAAUGACGUGGAAAAAUCAUUGUUAGCCUCUGUCAUUUACAUUACCGGAUUUCCAGGUGUGUUCUUCACGAGUUGGUUUGCAAAUUACAAAGGUCGAAAGCCAGGCUUAAUAAUUGGAGCAUUUGUAAUUCUCAUUUCUUUUCUUAUAUUAGUUCUAGCAACUAACUUCACUACCUUAUUAAUUGGACGAUUAGUAACUGGUCUUGGAUUAAGUUUUGGUGGUGUUUUAACAACAGUGUACCUGGGUGAGAUUACUUCAACUAAUAUUCGUGGUAUAGUAUUGACUGGACUGGGAAUUAUACAAACUUUAGGUUCACUAUUUAUGGUAGCAGUUGGACCUUAUGUUUCAUACGCUGUUAUAUGUUAUAUAGGUCUCAUAAUAUCAGCUAUUUAUGUUAUAGCAAUGUUCCUAAUACCUGAAUCUCCUGUGUUUUAUGUUUUAAAAGAUGACGAAACAAAGGUACAAACAGUACUCAAAAUAUUAAAUAGAGAGUCUGCAAUACAAGAAGUAGUAGAUCUGAAUAAAAACAAAGUUGUAACAAAUGCUAAAGAAGAUUGGAAAGAAUUGUUCACUUUGAAAUGUAAUAGAAUGGGUUUAUUUGUUACAGCUACAAUAAUGGCUUUACAUUAUGUUAGUGGUAUUUUGGUUAUAUCAUUUUUUGUUACGACAAUUUUCCAAGCGGCUGGAUCAUCAAUCGAACCAAAUGUAGCAUCUAUAAUUAUUGGUUGUACGCAAUUAGUUGGUAGUUCAUUAGCUCCAUUUUUUAUAGAAAGAUCUGGAAGAAGAAUAUUAUUGCUGAUAUCUACUGCCAUUUGUUGUAUUAGUAUGACGUUAUUUGGUGUAUAUUUUUACUUGAGCCAUAUUGAAUCGCCGAUCGUGGAGCAUAUAAAAUGGCUGCCAUUAACGUUGUUAAUUAUUUUUUUCUUAAGUAAUAACAUGGGCUUUGGGACCAUUCCCAGUACGCUAACAGGCGAAAUGUUCAGUUGUAACGUCCGAAGUAAAGGCACAGCUGUCGUCAUCGCCAUAUCCUGGAUCUGUGGCUUCACCGUCACCACCCUGUUCAACUCCAUGCUGACCCUUGGUGCUCAUUUCGUGUUCUGGUUCUUCGCGUUUACAUGCUGCUUGGCGUUCCUUUUCACUGUCUUCUUCGUUCCUGAGACUAAAGGCAAGAGUCUUGUUGAGAUACAAGAAAUGUUGAGUAAAUGAUGUGAUAUGUGUUUUAAUAUCUUACCAUUGAAAAUAAAAUGAUGCUCAUUGUGAUAGGUGCAAGCAAGUAGGAACAGAUACUACUGCAGGUGUGGGUAAUUGUUA
Messenger RNA from Zerene cesonia (dogface butterfly), 1543 nucleotides. Its product is annotated as facilitated trehalose transporter Tret1-like. Gene Ontology annotation, cellular component: membrane. Gene Ontology annotation, molecular function: transmembrane transporter activity. The record is from RefSeq and is a predicted model, not a curated record. The transcript is spliced from 7 exons. NCBI's taxonomy places the organism in Eukaryota, Metazoa, Arthropoda, Insecta, Lepidoptera, Pieridae. Gene Ontology annotation, biological process: transmembrane transport. Bases 86 to 1438 code for a protein of 450 amino acids.